Helianthus annuus (common sunflower) is the source of this 2280-nucleotide messenger RNA. RefSeq names its product protein SIEVE ELEMENT OCCLUSION B. NCBI's taxonomy places the organism in Eukaryota, Viridiplantae, Streptophyta, Magnoliopsida, Asterales, Asteraceae. The transcript has 7 exons. The record is from RefSeq and is a predicted model, not a curated record. Gene Ontology annotation, biological process: phloem development. The coding region runs from base 49 to 2160 and encodes 703 amino acids.
GUCAUAGAUCAAAAGGUCCUUGUUACGAAAACUUAACCAUUCCCUUCGAUGGCUACAAGCAGGACUCGACGUGCGAGAGGUGACCGACACAUGUUUUCGUCUGCGGACGACAAUGCCAUGAUGAAAAACAUACUUGCUACCCACUCCCCUGAUGGAACCAGUAUUGAUGUCAUACCGCUUCUCCAAAUCAUUGAGGACAUCAUGCAUAGGGCUCGUCCAGACGCAAGUCAUCAUGGUUCUCAAGCGGAGUUAGAUGCAAUAGUGGAUAGUGUGCUUUAUAACGACGUAAAUGAGAUGCUUGAAGUUAUGGCGCUCACAAUCAAUAAGGUUUCUUGUGAGAUUUCUUGCAAGUGUAUUGGAGGGGGAGAUGCCCAUGCGACUACGACGGGAAUCUUUAACAUGCUUUCCAAUUACGGGUGGGAUGCAAAAGCUGUUAUUACUUUAGCAGCUUUUGCAGUAAAUUAUGGCGAGUUUUGGUUGGUGGCUCAACUUUACACUGCCAACCCACUCGCCAAAUCACUAGCCCACCUCAAGCAACUGCCCAGUGUACUAGAGCAUGGUGAGUCUCUUAAACCGAGGUUUAGCGCUGUAACUAGCCUCAUCAAGGCCAUGCUUGAUGUCACUCAUUGUAUUAUCAAAUUUAAGGAGUUGCCCGAACAAUAUAUUAGCCCUGAUACACCAGAACUAGUGAUAGCCACCACUCAUAUUCCCACCGCGGUUUAUUGGAUCAUUAGAAGUAUUGUGUCUUGCGCAUCCAUACUCAUUAACCUCAUCGGAAUGGGACAUGAGCAUAUCACGACGACCACUGAAGCUUGGGAACUAUCAAGUUUGGCUCAUAAGAUCAGCAAUAUUCAUGAUCACCUCAAACAUCACUUGGAUCUUUGCAAUCACCACAUUAAUGAGAAGAAGCAUGUUGAAGCAUACUUAACUCUUCUUCGCAUCAUGGACACUCCACAUCUUGAUAACAUGAAGCCACUCAAACAUUUGAUUUACUUAAAGGAUGAUCAACUACCAUUGUAUGAGAGCUCUACAAAAAAUCGGGUUAGCAUCGAAAUAUUAAGGAAGAAGAUUGUGUUGCUCCUCAUAUCCGACCUUGACUUACGCCCCGAAGAGCUAUCAGUUCUUGACCAGAUGUACAGAGAGGCUAGGCAAGACCCGACAAGACCCGAGAGUCAAUACGAGGUGGUCUGGCUCCCAGUGGUGACCAACCAUAAUACAACACCAUGGACCGAGGAGAACCAAAUCAAAUUUGAGGGGUUACGAAACAUGAUGCCAUGGUAUUCAGUGUUUCACCCCUCGUUACUUGAUCCAGCAGUGAUCAAGUACAUCAAGGAGGUGUGGCACUUUAACCAAAAACCAAUGCUCGUGGUGAUGGAUCCUCAGGGGAGGAUCGUUAACACCAACGCGCUACAUAUGAUGUGGAUAUGGGGAAGCGUAGCUUUCCCGUUCACUAGCCUGAGGGAAGAAGCCCUUUGGCGCGAGGAAACUUGGAGGAUCGAGUUGCUCGCGGAUUCCAUAGAGCCAAUGAUUUUCAAUUGGGUUGCGGACGGUAAGUACAUUUGUUUAUAUGGAGGGGAGGAUAUAGACUGGAUACGAAAAUUUACAACCACCGCACAAACGGUGGCCCGUCGGGCCGGAAUCCAGCUCGAGAUGUUAUACGUGGGGAAAAGCAACCCGAGGGAAAAAGUAAGAAAAAACAAUGAUAUCAUCCGAGCCGAGAAUCUUAGCUACGUGUUAGACUUGACCCUUAUAUGGUUCUUUUGGGUUCGACUCGAGAGCAUGUUGCACUCAAAGUUGCAACACGGAAAAUCUUUUGAUGAAGACUUGAUUUUAAGAGAGAUCAAUGUGAUGCUUACUUAUGAUGGAAAUAAUCAGGGUUGGGCUGUGAUAUGUCGCGGAUCAGAUGAUUGGAUGAAAAGAGUUAACGGCGAAACAAUUUUAACAAGUCUGAACAAAUAUGAUGAGUGGAUGGAUGAGGCGGCGGGGGACAAGGGGUUUUUGGUCGCGUUAAACGACCAUCUUGAGGCUAACCGACCGCCACAUCAUUGCAACCGUUUAAUCUUGCCGGGAACCGCUGGGAGUGUGCCCGAGAGAGUGGUUUGCGCUGAAUGCGGACGGUCGAUGGAGAGGUUUUUCUUGUACCAAUGUUGCACUGACUAAUUAACCUUAUGUUUCCUGCACUCUUAAAGAGCAGAAUAUUGUAUGGAUUAUAAAGUCUUGUUAUGAUAUAACAAUAUAACAGUUUGUUGCUAAUUUGUAUUUGUGAUACUUUUAUUUGAA